AUGAAUGCUGAAACCACUAUUGACGUGGUUUUUGAAGGUUCCGCCGUUCCUUUGGCUAAUCUUUGUUAUUGUUUGGGUUGCAGAAAAGUGGUGAGGUUGUCGAUUGCCCAGGUUUUAACUGUGAUUUCUCAUAAGCAAAAGGUCGCGUUGAUGGAUGCCUACAAGAACAAAAAGUACUUUCCCCUUGAUCUCCGCCCNAAGAAGACCAGGGCUAUUCGCAAGAGGCUUACUAAGCACCAGAAAGGUUCUUUUAUCCCGAUUGAAAGUCAGCGACAUUCGUACUUGUCUCUGUCAAUCUUUACAUACAAUGCUAAGUAA
Molecule: messenger RNA, 318 nt
Organism: Vigna radiata var. radiata (mung bean)
Lineage: Eukaryota; Viridiplantae; Streptophyta; Magnoliopsida; Fabales; Fabaceae
Product: 60S ribosomal protein L35-like
Exons: 3
Coding region: 1-318 (105 amino acids)
Biological process (GO): maturation of LSU-rRNA from tricistronic rRNA transcript (SSU-rRNA, 5.8S rRNA, LSU-rRNA); translation
Cellular component (GO): cytosolic large ribosomal subunit; ribosome
Molecular function (GO): mRNA binding; structural constituent of ribosome
Source: RefSeq, a predicted model, not a curated record